AUGUCCAACAUCCUGCCUCUGCACCACGCGUACUACCCCUCGCGCCAGUCGUCGCUUUCCAAACCAGUCAACCCCGUACAGGCAGCCUCCACGUCCUCGUCUGCAGCCACGAUCCGCCCACAGUCGAACGUACAAUCGCAACCACAAGCGCAGCACAUAGCAAUGAGCGGGAACGCAAGCCAAGGGCCCGGGCUGCGGUAUCCUUCGAACAAGAAGAGCAUAUACGAUAGGAACCUGAAUCGUAGCAAGAAUGCCGAACUUAGUAGAGCGGCGUUUGCAUACCUCUUCAUUGAGAUGAUUGCAUAUGCGCAAAAGGGCGCAAAGGAUGUGGGGGACUUGGAGCAGAGACUGAACACCCAAGGCUACCCCAUCGGUCUCCGUCUACUUGACCUUCUCCUUUCCCGCACCGCCAACCCCCUCGCUAGUAUUCGGCCCACACGUAUCCUGCCUCUGCUGCAGUUCAUCGCACAGCAACUAUACCGCUACCUCUUCGGUCGCCCCGCCGACGCGUUAGAAAAGUCUGGUACCGAUCCCGGACAGUACAUGCUCUUCGACAACGACCCUAUGGUCAACCAAUACAUAAGCUUGCCCAAGGAACUGUCAAGUCUGAAUUGUGCGGCCUUUGUGGCGGGCAUAAUUGAGGGCGUGUGCGACGGCGCAGGCUUCCCAACCGAGGGUGUAACGGCGCAUAGUGUAGGCGACGAAGAAGGCAAGGAUGGGAAGGGACUGUGGCCGGGGAAGACGGUCUUUUUGAUCAAGUUCAAGCCUGAAGUACUGGAAAGGGAAGAGAUACUUGGCAGAGGUGGGGGCUGA
Alternaria postmessia is the source of this 813-nucleotide messenger RNA. RefSeq lists its product as uncharacterized. Gene Ontology annotation, biological process: endoplasmic reticulum to Golgi vesicle-mediated transport. The record is from RefSeq and is a predicted model, not a curated record. Gene Ontology annotation, cellular component: TRAPPIII protein complex; TRAPPI protein complex; TRAPPII protein complex. NCBI's taxonomy places the organism in Eukaryota, Fungi, Ascomycota, Dothideomycetes, Pleosporales, Pleosporaceae. Bases 1 to 813 code for a protein of 270 amino acids. The transcript is spliced from 2 exons.